AUGUGUUUAUUUGGCAUGGCUUAUCCAUUUUUAUUAUAUUUUUCAGGAAGGGAAAAAUAUCCAACAUGUGAUUAUGCUUUAGCCUUCAAAUUCUGUUCUAACAAAAUGAGCGAUGAACAUAGUAUUCCAGUUGAAAAGGAAGAAAACCCAGCUGCGGAUGAGCCGUCUACCGCAAAAAUCAUUGCAUCUGUGCAAGCUGUUGCUGUAGAAACUGGAGCAAGAAGUUCAGACACCGUCGAUGUACUUGCCCGUGAAGCGGAAGAUCUCCGGAAAAAAUUGGAAGCAGAACGAAGGAAACUAAAUGAUGUUUCAAUUGAACAAGCAGCCCAGAGUCUCGAACCACUAACACAGCUAAGCAUUAAACAACGUCGUAUAUUGAAAGGACAUGCUGGGAAAGUGCUUUGCAUGGAUUGGUCCUUAGAUAAGAGACAUAUUGUUUCUUCUUCACAGGAUGGAAAAGUAAUUGUUUGGGAUGGUUUUACAACAAACAAGGAACACGCGUUAACUAUGCCAACAACAUGGGUUAUGGCCUGUGCUUAUUCUCCUAGUGCGCAAAUGAUUGCUUGCGGAGGUUUGGAUAAUAAGUGUUCCGUGGUGCCACUUAGCUUUGAAGAUGAUAUCUUGCAAAAAAAGCGAUCUGUUGCUACGCACACGAGCUAUAUGUCAUGCUGUAUCUUCCUUAGAUCUGAUAAUUUACUUCUGACUGGUAGUGGUGAUUCAACAUGUGCCAUAUGGGAUGUAGAGAGCGGUCAGAUGAUUCAAAAUUUUCAUGGUCACAUUGGUGAUGUUUUUGCAAUUGAUGUUCCAAAAAGCGAUACUGGCAACAUUUUUAUUUCUGGAGGAGCAGACAAGCAUGCAUUAGUUUGGGAUAUAAGAACCGGGCAGUGUGUACAGAGUUUCGAAGGACAUGAAGCAGACAUCAAUACAGUUAGAUUCCAUCCAAAUGGUGAUGCCUUUGCUACCGGCUCAGAUGAUGCUUCAUGCCGGUUGUUUGAUUUACGCGCUGAUCGACAGGUAUGUGUUUAUGAAAAAGAAUCAGUUUUGUUUCCAGUGAACGGUGUCGACUUUAGUUUGAGCGGUCGCAUACUUUUUGCUGGUUAUGGUGAUUAUCGCGUUGGUGUAUGGGAUUCACUAAAAUGUGUACGCCAUUCGGUUCUAUACGGUCAUGAAAAUAGGAUUUCGUGUCUACGAACAAGUCCAGAUGGAACUGCAAUAUGCACUGCAAGCUGGGACUGCACCAUUCGUGUAAAUAUGGGCAUGAAGAGGUCAAAUGAUGAUUUAUCCUCUGAAUCCUCACUUGCUUGUUCCAUUUCAGUGGUUUUUAUGCACUGUCAUAAAAAAAGUAGUCUGGAACCCGAUAUCUUUAAACUAUGUUUAUAUAUGAUACAAGCAUUUAAUUUAUUCUAUGGUCAUGGCGGCAAAUCUCCAUAA
Cercopithifilaria johnstoni is the source of this 1431-nucleotide messenger RNA. NCBI's taxonomy places the organism in Eukaryota, Metazoa, Nematoda, Chromadorea, Rhabditida, Onchocercidae. The record is from the annotation of a GenBank genome assembly.